This is a messenger RNA of Erpetoichthys calabaricus (reedfish), 571 nucleotides long. RefSeq names its product mitochondrial ribosomal protein S18C (gene mrps18c). The transcript has 6 exons. The record is from RefSeq and is a predicted model, not a curated record. Lineage: Eukaryota; Metazoa; Chordata; Cladistia; Polypteriformes; Polypteridae. Gene Ontology annotation, cellular component: mitochondrial small ribosomal subunit; ribosome. Gene Ontology annotation, molecular function: small ribosomal subunit rRNA binding; structural constituent of ribosome. Gene Ontology annotation, biological process: mitochondrial translation. Bases 83 to 490 code for a protein of 135 amino acids.
GGCGGAACACAAAUCCGUAGCGGUGUCGCUAGCGGAAGUACACGCUGUGCUGCUUUGGGGAAAAAAAACAGUAAAGUGCAAAAUGUUUGUUGUCAGAAAAUGUCGGAUUUUUGCGAGAUGCACAACGUUACAGUCUUUUAGGAGCAAUGCAGGUUCAAGUCAGCAAAGUAUUAACACACAGCAACAGCAGGAUAUGCUUGACAGUGAUAAGCCAAUGAAGAUUGAAAAUCCUUACAAAGAGCCACCUAAGAAGUGCACACUGUGUGGCAUACCAGUAGAUUACAAAAAUGUGCAGCUUCUUUCUCAGUUUAUUUCACCACACACAGGAAGAAUAUAUGGCAGACAUAUAACAGGUCUCUGUGGAAAAAAACAAAAAGAAAUUUCAAAGGCUAUCAAAAAAUCACAUUACAUGGGUUUCAUGCCAGUUGUAUUUAAGGAACCUGCUUUCCUUAAAGAUCCAAAUAUCUGCAGUAUCAAACAUCACGAGUAGUUUAGACAUUACCUCUGUAAAGUAAUUGUUUUGCUUUGUAACAUUUCAUUAGACGCCAAUAAAAUUUUGCAGUUGUCGACA